Myotis davidii is the source of this 679-nucleotide messenger RNA. RefSeq names its product HLA class II histocompatibility antigen, DRB1-4 beta chain-like. NCBI's taxonomy places the organism in Eukaryota, Metazoa, Chordata, Mammalia, Chiroptera, Vespertilionidae. The record is from RefSeq and is a predicted model, not a curated record. The annotation marks the transcript as partial. The transcript has 3 exons. Gene Ontology annotation, cellular component: late endosome membrane; lysosomal membrane; MHC class II protein complex. Gene Ontology annotation, biological process: antigen processing and presentation of exogenous peptide antigen via MHC class II; positive regulation of T cell activation; immune response. Gene Ontology annotation, molecular function: MHC class II protein complex binding.
CUUCCUGUCCCCACAGCACAUUUCCUGGAGCAGGUUAAGGCCGAGUGUCAUUUCUCCAAAGGGACGGAGGGGGUCCGGUUCCUGGCCAGAUACAUCUACAACCAGCAGGAGUACAUGCGCUUCGACAGCGAUAUGGGGGAGUACCGCGCGCUGACAGAGCUGGGGCGGCCGGACACCGAGUACAGGAACAGCCAGAAAGACAAACUGGAGCAGGCACGGGCCGCGGUGGACAAGCUCUGCAGACACAACUACAGGGUGGCUGAGAGAUUCCUGUUGCCUCGGCAAACUGAGCCCACAUUGACCUUGUACCCGGCAAAGACCCAGCGCCUACAGCACCACAACCUCCUGGUCUGCUCCGUUAACGGUUUCUAUCCGGGCCACAUUGAGGUCCGCUGGCUGCGCAACGGCCACGAAGAGGAGGCCGGAGUGGUGUCCACGGGCCUGAUCCGAAACGGGGACUGGACCUUCCAGAUCCUGGUGAUGCUGGAGACAGUUCCCCUGAGUGGGGAGGUCUACACCUGCCAAGUGAGGCACCCCAGCAGGACAAGCCCUGUCACCGUGGAAUGGAGGGCCCUGUCUGGAUCCACACAGAGGAAGGUGCUGAGUGGAGUCGGGGGCUUCGUGCUGGGGCUGCUCUUCCUCGGGACAGGGCUGCUCAUCUACUUCAGGGCUCAGAAAG